AUGGCCAACUACGGGAGCCAGCAGGGCGGAGGGCCGUCGCAGCACGGCCAGCCCUCGGGCGGCGCGAGAGACGCCGCCUUUGCGAACAUCUUCGGCGCCAGUCCCGCCAUGGCCGGCCGCUCGCAGACCAUGACCUCGCAGUCGCACGCGCGGAUCCCCGACCGCGCCGCCACCAUGUCCUCGCAGACGGCCGACAUGAUGCACCGCAUGCCGCCCGUACGGCCGCCCGUCAAUGGCUACGACCGCCGCCCGGCCGCCCCGUCCAGCUUCGACCCGCGCGCCCCAGCCAGCUUCGACCCGCGCGCCCCAGCCAGCUUCGACCCGCGCGCCCCGGCCAGCUUCGACCCGCGCGCCCCGGCCAGCUUCGACCCGCAGCGCCCCCAGAGCCACGACCUGCCGCCGCAGGGCCACCAGCGCGCCAUGCCGCCGCCCAACGGCUACCCGCCAGACCCGCGCUUCGCCCACGGCCCUCCCCCGCAGCGCCAGCCGCAGCCGCAGUACCUGCCCCAUCCGCUGCGUCCAGAGCGCCAGCCCUACGGCCAGCCCCAGCGCUUCGACCCGCGACCCCUGCCUCCUGGCCAGCCGCCGUUCAACAAGCCGAUGCCUCCGCGCCUCGCAGGUGCCGGUGCGCCCGCCAUGAACGGCGACCCGUACCGCUCGCAGUCGCUGGCGACGACGCCUCGCCCGCAGUUCAACGGGCCCAGCCCGAGCUACCAGUCGCCGGCAAACGCCUUCCGCCAGCAGCCCUACAUGAAUCACAUGGCGAGAACCACUGCCCAGGGUCGUGUGGUGCCUGAGCGACCAGACGAGCGGACCAUGUCCAUGACUUCGUACCGCGCCGGGGGCGACGGCGACUUUGGACCGCAGCAGACGAUGAUGAGUGGGCGCGUCAUCCCUGCCCGGAGACGAGAGUCGGACGGACAGGAGAUGGACCCCAGCGCUCAAAGGCCUCCUGCGGCUUCCCCGCCAGCAAGCACGGGCCCCGGGACAAGGACCAGAAACGCAAGCCAGGGCAGCAUAACGCAAAUGCGCACCAUGUCCAUGGCGUCUACAAUCGCCCCGUCGAUUGCUCCGUCCCAAGCUGAGCGCACAGAAACCAUGUCCUCGGCCGUCACCCGCCCGAGCAGUACGGCGACCAGCAGCAGCAGCAACAGAGCCUCUGGCCAGUCUCACGCCGGGACGAUUGUGCCCGCGGAGCAGCAGGGGAGGCAGCGACGCGCGCCUCUUGUGUACCCCGCACUGCUCUCGCGCGUGGCCACCACCUUUCAGGACAGGGUCCAGAUAUCGGAAAAGGAGAAGGACGGGCUGGUCUACCAGAGCGCCUUCACCGGAGCAGACGCCGUCGACCUGAUUGCCUUUAUCAUCAAGACCACCGACCGCAACUUGGCGCUCCUGCUUGGCCGAUCCUUGGACGCCCAAAAGUUCUUCCACGAUGUCACGUACGCGCACAGGCUGCGCGACUCGACAAACGAAAUCUACCAGUUCAGGGAAACAAUGAUGGAGGAACAGGCUGAUGUGAACGGCGUCUUCACGCUUCUCACCGAAUGCUACUCGCCGACCUGCACGCGGGAUAGACUGUGCUACUCGAUUGCCUGUCCUCGCCGUCUUGAGCAACAGGCCCGCCUCAACAUGCGCAUCCAGCCCGGUCUCAAGCGUGAAGAGUCUCGUGCUAGUCUCCACGAGGACACGAAUGACGAGGAGCAGAAGCUCUGGAUCAACACGGUUCCCAAGGAUGUCGCUGACAGCGUCUCGGACAAGGAGAAGAAGCGCCAGGAAGUCAUCUCUGAGCUCAUGUACACUGAAAGAGACUUUGUCAAGGAUUUGGAGUAUCUCCGUGACUUUUGGAUGAAGCCACUCAGAAACCCUGCCACCUCGCCGAUUCCGGAACACCGCCGCGAGAAGUUUGUUCGCACUGUCUUCAGCAAUUGCCAGGAGGUCUACAUGGUCAAUUCGCGCCUGGCAGAAUCUCUGACCAGGCGGCAACAGAAGGAGCCUGUCGUGCGCAACGUCGGAGACAUCUUCCUCGAGUACGUUCCUCACUUCAUUCCCUUUAUCAAGUACGGUGCGAACCAGCUGUUUGGAAAGUACGAAUUCGAGCACGAGAAACGGACCAAUGCUGCCUUUAUGAAGUUUGUGGACGAGGUGGAGCGCAUGAAGGAAUCGAGGAAGCUCGAACUCAACGGAUACCUCACCAAACCGACGACGAGGUUGGCCAGAUACCCGCUCUUGCUGGAAGGCAUCCUGAAGGCGACUGCCGACGGUAAUCCCGACAAGGAGGAUCUGCCAAAGGUCAUCAAGAUGAUCAAGGACACCCUGUCCAAGGUCAACGUCGAGUCUGGAAAAGCCGAGAACCACUUCAACCUGAUGCAGCUCAACAAGGACCUCAAGUUCCGUCCGGGAGAGUAUGUCGACUUGAAGCUCACCGACGAGAAUCGCCAGCUGGUGUUCAAGGGCAACCUGAAGAAGACGCCGACAGAGACUACCGGCGACAUUACGUGUUAUCUCUUCGACCACGCCAUCUUGCUUGUUCGCACAAAGACUGUCAACAAGCGCGACGAGCAGAAGGUCUACAAGAAGCCAAUCCCGCUGGAGCUUCUGGUCAUUACUCAGAUGGACGAUAUCAUCCCUCGUCUGGGCAUAGCGAAGAGGCCUUCAGGAACGACCCUGAUGGGUGCUGGCGCGAAAGCCAUACAAGCAGCCGCGCCAAGGGCCGAUGCAAACAAGCAGCAGGGCUAUCCGAUCACAUUCAAGCAUCUCGGAAAGGGUGGCUACGAGAUGACGCUCUACGCGAGCACCUCGAUCUCGCAACAGAAGUGGAUGGAGCACAUUGAAUCACAGCAACGGUCGUUGAGAGAGCGCAGCAACAUCUUCACCAAGUCCAUCAUCAACGAAGGCUUCUUCUCUGCGGCCAUCAGGGCCACCUGCGCUGUUCCUCUUGAUGGCGGUCGCAAGCUGGCUCUUGGUACGGAUGCCGGCGUCUACAUUGUGGACCGCAAGCCCAAGGAUGCUUCCAUGCGGCCCAAGCGAGUCCUGGACACCAAGGGUGUGACACAGAUUGACGUUCUCGAGCAACAUCAGAUCCUGCUGGUACUGGCCGACAAGACCCUGUACUCGUACUCUAUUGAAGCCUUGGAUCCCGACGAAGCCCAGGCCGCGGCCAAACGUCCGAGAAAGAUCUGCCAUGCCAACUUCUUCAAGUCCGGCGUCUGCGAGGGGAAGCAGCUGGUGGCGUCAGUCAAGACGUCGGCACUCAGCACGACCAUCAAGGUUUUCGAGCCCAAGGAGAACAUGGCCAACAAGGCCAAGAAGUCUGGUUUCGCCAAGAUGCUCGCCCAAGGACAAGACCAGCUCAGGCCGUACAAGGAGUUCUACAUCCCUACCGAGUCCUCCUCGCUGCACUUUCUCAAGUCGAAAUUGUGCGUUGGCUGUGCGCGGGGUUUCGAGGUCGUCAGUCUCGAGACUCUGGAGACACAGUCCUUGCUCGAUCAAGCCGACACAUCGCUCGACUUUGUCGUUCGCAAGGAGAACAUUAGGCCGAUUCAUAUCGAGCGCUUGGGAGGCGAGUUCUUGCUGUGCUACUCGGACUACUCCUUCUUCGUCAACCGCAACGGGUGGCGAGCACGACCAGACUGGAAGAUCACCUGGGAGGGCAACCCGCAAUCGUUUGCCAUAUUCAACCCCUACAUCCUGGCUUUUGAGCCCAGCUUCAUCGAAAUACGGCACAUGGAGAGUGGUGGCCUGGUACACAUCGUCACGGCGAAGAAUAUUAGAUGGCUGCACUCAUCCACCCGAGAGAUUCUGUACGCGUACGAAGAUGAACUGGGCAACGACGUUGUCGCCAGUCUGGAUUUCUGGCAGGCUGCAAACGGGCCCGCUCACAAGCAGUCCAUUGAGAGCGCGCGCUACGACAAGAGCUAG
Messenger RNA from Didymella exigua CBS 183.55, 3918 nucleotides. RefSeq names its product Rho1 guanine nucleotide exchange factor 1. Gene Ontology annotation, biological process: intracellular signal transduction. NCBI's taxonomy places the organism in Eukaryota, Fungi, Ascomycota, Dothideomycetes, Pleosporales, Didymellaceae. The transcript has 3 exons. Gene Ontology annotation, molecular function: guanyl-nucleotide exchange factor activity. The coding region runs from base 1 to 3918 and encodes 1305 amino acids. The record is from RefSeq and is a predicted model, not a curated record.